UCAACAGCGAGAGAGCCCCUUUUCACUCUCCCGUAGCGACUGGCUCGUCACGUCCGAGAAGUGUGAUCAAGAGAGAGACCAGAGUUUUCCGACGAUGUUUCUGCGAGUGAUCGGACGGCCAUUAUUGGCCAAAGUUAAGCAGACGACGGGGAUCGUCGGUCUGGAUGUUGUCCCCAAUGCCCGAGAGGUCUUGAUCGGCCUUUACAGUAAAACCCUAAAGGAGAUCCAGGCCGUUCCCGAGGACGAAGGAUACCGUAAAGCCGUCGAGAGCUUCACCCGCCACCGGUUGAAGGUCUGCCAGGAGGAAGAGGACUGGGAGAAGAUCGAGCAGCGGCUAGGCUGUGGUCAGGUGGAGGAGCUAAUCGAGGAGGCCCAGGACGAGCUCAAACUCAUUGCUAAAAUGAUCGAGUGGGAUCCCUGGGGUGUUCCUGAUGACUACGAAUGCGAAGUAAUCGAGAAUGAUGCUCCGGUACCGAAGCACGUUCCUCUUCACCGACCAGGCCCUCUCCCCGAAGAGUUUUACAAAACGCUGGAGGCCAUCGGCAGUGAUAGUGCAAAAAAAGUAGAGACAGCCGAGAAAGCACCUCAGGUGACAGAAUAACCUCUUUUUUAUCAUUUGGAGGAUUCGAGUUUCGGAAUUGAGGAAUCGAAAGCCGUUCUUUGUUUUUGGCCUUGAUGUUAUCUAAUUAUGUUUGUUCUCCAAUAGAGUGCCUGUAUGCAGGAAUGAUUGUUCACAAAGUGUGUACUUCAAUAAUCUUUACCCAAUUCUGGAAUUACAUAAAUGCACCGUUUCAUUGCCUGGUUUAA
Messenger RNA from Benincasa hispida (wax gourd), 807 nucleotides. RefSeq names its product NADH-ubiquinone oxidoreductase-like protein. Gene Ontology annotation, cellular component: respiratory chain complex I. The record is from RefSeq and is a predicted model, not a curated record. Gene Ontology annotation, biological process: respiratory electron transport chain. NCBI's taxonomy places the organism in Eukaryota, Viridiplantae, Streptophyta, Magnoliopsida, Cucurbitales, Cucurbitaceae.